Caenorhabditis briggsae is the source of this 1383-nucleotide messenger RNA. Bases 1 to 1383 code for a protein of 460 amino acids. Gene Ontology annotation, molecular function: ubiquitin binding. The transcript has 6 exons. The record is from RefSeq and is a predicted model, not a curated record. NCBI's taxonomy places the organism in Eukaryota, Metazoa, Nematoda, Chromadorea, Rhabditida, Rhabditidae.
AUGGACGAAUACCGGCAAACGCUGAUUGCGCAAAUGAUGGAAGUAACAAACUGCAGUCAAGAAGUUGCUCUAGAUUAUCUUACACGCACAAAUUACGAUGUUGAAACGGCUGUUCGGCACUUUUUCGAGGUCAUUUCAAAACGUUUCGCAAUUUUUCGCAACAUCUUUGUUUUACAGGGAACAAUUCCAGCUGCAAUUACAAGUUCAUCUAGUCCAUCGAUCUCUACAACGUCUUCUUCUCGUACAUCACUGCCUGGCUCUCCAGAAACAAGCAGCCCCAGCAGAGCUGGACCAGUGCUGCCCAGAUACCAUUCUCUCGUUCAGUUCUUCGCUCAGUUUCUGACGCUUCCAUUCCGACUGCCACUUAUCGUGCUCAAUUAUGUGUACAAUUUCUUCAUGGGGAAGUCAGAACCUGUGUACGCGCACAUCUUCGAGUACAUUUCCAAGGAAUACCCCCAGUAUGAUAGUCAAAAAGAGGCAGUGUUCUACAAACGUCGAUUGACAAGUCUGCGCAGCGACUUGCCAACAAAACAAUGGAGAUGGCUCGUCACCUAUAUCCAUGACCCAAGCGGAAAUCCCGACUUCUUCAACUCGCUAUUCACCUCCAACUUCGCUGAGCAAGUAGGAUCUCGUGGAGCCGCUUUCUUCGGAUGUGUGAUGGGAUCGGAAGACGCUCAGAAACUUCGUCCUGACCGCGCCUUCGGAAAAUCCCGCAGAAGCUGCAUCAUCAUUUUCGUCAUCAAGGCCACCAGCUUGACAAGAAAGCUCAUCAUAGAAGAUCUCUCAAAUCCAGAAGCCGUGGCCACUAAUGUCGAUCUGGCUCUCAUUGAUCUCAUUGCCGAGGAUGCCGACCAUAUGGAGCGGAACCGGCAGCAAAACGAGUCGCGACGCCUUAUGGAGGAGCAGAACCGCGAGUACGAAGCCAGCGUGCAGCGUGAUUUAGAGCGUAGGCUUGAGAAAGAAAAGAAGGAAGAGGCCGUGAAGAAGCUUCGGGAAGAGGAAGAGGAGAAACAACGACAAUCAGAGGAACGUUUAAAGACCGUCCAAGCCUACAAAAAAGAGCGAAUGGAAGAAGAUGCAUCGGCUGAAGGAGCCCACGACCUUCUCAUCCGAUUCCCAACUGGCAAAAAGGUUAUCAAGUUCAACAGUGAUGACAGCACCGAGAAGCUUUUCAACGAAGCCAUGCGAUCGGAGCUGUGUCCUUUGUUUUUCCAAAUGCAUCUCAGUUUUCCAAAGAAGCCUGUUCCUUGCUUGCCACAAUGGUACUUUGAUAUUGUAUCCGCCGAGGAGCUUGAGCCAAAAGAAGAGUGUCUUUCCAACGAGUCAACGAUGGCCGACGCUGGCAUCACUCAUGGCUCCAUGGUCUACAUUGAUAAUUUGUGA